Acanthoscelides obtectus is the source of this 2002-nucleotide messenger RNA. The record is from the annotation of a GenBank genome assembly. Lineage: Eukaryota; Metazoa; Arthropoda; Insecta; Coleoptera; Chrysomelidae.
UGACGGAUUGGGGUUCUAGCCUUAUUUCGAGUUUGUUGAUGUCUGCGAAAAAGUGUUUUUUUGCAAAAGUAAUGCAGAUCGAAGAUGAGAUUUCCCUUUUCGUCCAUGGUGACAUUCUAGAUAUUAUUCGCUUCGGAUUUCCAAGACACUAUUAUGAACGUACAUAUUUUUUUAACGAGAUGGACGACCUAUCGUCUUUCAGGAGAAUUCGGCUCCAAAAAAACACUGUCCUCAGAUUGAUAGAUUAAAUAAAGCAUCAACUCGAGUUUCAUAACCAUUUGAAUAAUAGUGUGUCGCCCAUUAAUCGACUCCCCACAUGCCUACGAUUUUAUGCCUGCAAUGCACAUUAAAAUUGUAUUGGAGACUUUAUUAGCAUGCAUCAGACAACAGCAUCCCGUAUAAUUGCAAAAGUUUCAAGAGCAAUAGCAGGUUUAUCAAAUCAAUAUAUCAGAAUGCCCAAUGAAGCUGAUGAAAUAAUAAGAGUUCAGAAUGACUUCUAUAGGAUCUGUAGAUUUUCACGAGUCAUUGGAUACAUUGACGGGACGCACAUAAAGAUGCAAUCACCAGGAGCUCAAGAUGGAGAAGCUUUUCGUAACAGCAAGUUAUAUUUUUCUAUAAAUUCUGAAAUAGUUGCUGGGCCAGAUUUGAAAAUAUUUGAUAUUAUUACUCGAUGGCCAGGAUCUACCCAUGAUUCAACUAUUUUCAAUGCAUCUCACCUAAGAACACGCAUUGAAGAGAGACAAUUUCAGAACGCGGCGCUCUUGGGAGAGUGGUUACCAGCUGAAAGUCUACCUAAUGACACAUCUACAAAAUCCAGGCAAUAUUCUUAUGUGCAAUGUAGUAGAAACAUUAAUUGGUGUUUGGGAAUGUCGGUUCCCAGUAUUAGCCUAUGGUAGUCGAUGUCGAUUAGAUAACGCUUUAACUACAAUUGUUGCCACUGCUGUGCUAGCAAAACAUGGCCGCGAAUGUGCUAGAGGAUUUGCCUCCCUAUCCAAAAGAACUCAACGGUCAAGAGCUGGAUUACCUAAUUUUACAAGGAGAUAUUCCUCAUGCACAUGCAGCGAAUGUUGGUCAAGACCCAUUUAAUUUUCGCCAAAAUCUGAUAGAUAACUAUUUUAGUUAUUUAUAAAACAUCUGGAUAAUAAAAACACAAUUUGUGGGAAAACUACAUACUUUUUAAAACUUUCCUACAGUAUCUUUAUUACACUAAAAAAAAGUAACAUACAGUAUCUUAACACAAAGUAAUAAUCAUCAUUAUAAGGUAACUUAAAUUUAUUUUUUGAUUGGAAAUUUUUAACUGAAGCAAAUCUAUUUUAAAUUUUCUUUCCAUUUUUAUAAAUUCUUGCUCUUAAUCUGUAGCUUUUGUUUUUCCAAUAGUCAGUAUUUUGUCUAAGAGUAGAUUGUAUUUAGAGGCAAUAUCAAAAGAUAUUAAAGCAGUCACAACUUGCUUCGGUCUUCUUGUAGACCUCUGUGGAGUCUGGGGAAAGUGAUUUGGAGAGCGACUUCAGGCCCCCACUUCAUAGCAGGCAUUGCUCCACCUCCAGUUGAAACUCUUUGGUUUUUCUCCUCACCUAUUUUCCUUCUUAAUUCUUUUUUCUUAUAUUCAUAGAACAUUAUCAAUGACUGGGCACAUCUGUAUGCAGUAGAGGGAGGAGUUAAAGUCUUUUUCAAUUUGGUUCCAAGCAUUGCUCUAGAGGCUCUGUCGGCCUUCUUGUCCUCUAAUAUUUUCGCAUAGCCAUGCACUUUUACAUUAAAUAAAUGCAUCUUUUCAUUAGCAGUAAAAUUCGGUUCUCAUUUCUUCUGAUUCCUUUCCAUUUCGAUACCUAACCCUCUUGAGCAUAUAGAAACUGUCACAUUUCAAAAUCUUUUGAAAGAAUCUAUAAAUUUGCAAUAUUGCCAACGUUUUGUUCAACGAUUCUCAUAUUCGAAUCUGGCGUUCCUGAUCCGAUUCCCCAAUCUGGAUUAAAGUAUCAAAUGAUGCUUAUGAGUUUUGUGACAUUUU